AUGGCAACUCUGGUCUUUGCCCAGGAAGAAGCAGGUACAGCAGUCUGUAUCUCACCCAACGGCAUUCUCCUCACUUGCUCCCACUGCAUCGCCGAGACCGUUGACGAUUUUGACGAUUCCAAAAGCCACUGGCUUCUCUUUGCUUCAGGCCAAGUAGUCGAAGCCAAAGCACUAGCAUGGGAUGACAAGAGAGACCUGGCCCUGUUGAAAAUCACCUCAGCCCAACAACCUCCGCCACCUUCGGGACCGACAUCAUCAUCAUCAUCAUCAUCACCGCACUCAGGGAGUUUCCCCUUUGUGACCCUCUCCCCCUCACCGCCCGCCUUGAAGGCCCGACUCAUCUGCGUCGGCCACCCGGGCAGCGAGGACUUCGAGGCGGCUGUCCCGGGAACAAAGACGGACUACAACGUCCUCCACCUCAGCACCGGCACGUUCAGGGGCUGCGCCGAGGGCCAGAACCUGCAGGAUAAUUCGGAGAUCGGGGCGCUAAUGCAUUCUUGCUGGACGUACUGGGGUCACAGCGGCGCACCGCUGGUCGACAGGAAGACGGGGACGCUCGUCGGGCUUCAUUCAUCAUGGGAUGAUGAGACGGGGAUGCGGAGGGGAGUUGCUUGGGAGGCUAUAUCCGGGUUUCUGGGGGAGAAUAAGCGUUAUUUGUGA
Colletotrichum lupini is the source of this 660-nucleotide messenger RNA. Its product is annotated as AT hook domain-containing protein family protein. Lineage: Eukaryota; Fungi; Ascomycota; Sordariomycetes; Glomerellales; Glomerellaceae. The coding region runs from base 1 to 660 and encodes 219 amino acids. The transcript has a single exon. The record is from RefSeq and is a predicted model, not a curated record.